This is a messenger RNA of Cokeromyces recurvatus, 477 nucleotides long. RefSeq lists its product as uncharacterized. Bases 99 to 425 code for a protein of 108 amino acids. The transcript has 2 exons. Lineage: Eukaryota; Fungi; Mucoromycota; Mucoromycetes; Mucorales; Mucoraceae. The record is from RefSeq and is a predicted model, not a curated record.
ACACAGAUUUGAUAAAGCUUUUACCUUCAAAAGACUGGAAUAUUGAUAAUGAAGAUUGUCUUUAUGAUUGGUUUAAAAGCAUUUUGAAUAUCAUUAAAAUGUAUGAAAAAGAUACUACUAUUUUCGAGAAAAAUGAUAAAAGAAAGACAUGGGAUUUAUUCGAAAAUACAAAGAGAAAGAAUGAUGAAGACAGUGUAGAUUUAGAAGAUCCUUUUAAACCCUAUCCUAUUUUCAACAAAAACAGUAGUCCAAUUUUACAGCAAAAGAAGAGAAUAAAGCAAUCUAACUCUGACAAUGAUUUCAAGCUAUUUGAUUUGACUGCUUCAUCCAAAAAUAAGCCUCAAAUAACAAAAGAAGAAUUAGAAAAACAAAUACUAUGGAGAAAAGAGUUUAUGACUUCAUGGAUCAAGAUGUACAAAAAGUAGGAAGAAUUUUUUUUUUUAACAAAAAAAGCUCAGUACUUACAUAUAUAACAAA